This is a messenger RNA of Phytophthora nicotianae INRA-310, 111 nucleotides long. RefSeq lists its product as hypothetical. The coding region runs from base 1 to 111 and encodes 36 amino acids. The transcript has a single exon. NCBI's taxonomy places the organism in Eukaryota, Oomycota, Peronosporomycetes, Peronosporales, Peronosporaceae. The record is from RefSeq and is a predicted model, not a curated record.
AUGGUAUUCGGUCUCUGGACGGCUCACUGGCAACAGCCGGGCAUGACUCAAAUAGAGAUCUCUGGUCUCACGUGCAGACAGGAGACUGUCGGUCUACGUUGGUUUGUGUGA